AUGUUUAGUGAAUCAAAAUGGCACCAAAGACCGCAACCUGUGUGGAAGCAUAUUUUGCAACAACAACCAGAUCUGUGGAUGUGGCUUGGCGAUGGUAUGAAUUUUAUCUUUUUUUACGGUAGAAAAUGAAAAGAAAUUAUUAAAUAAUAAUAGAUGACAAUAUAACAGCGUGCAGCAUGCCAGUGACAUUGCGUGAUCAAUAUUAUUGGAAGAAUCAGUUGAGAAGUUUGAUUGAAAAACUGGAAAUGAGGCAUUUCUCGACGUCCGUCUACGAGGCAGUCGUUGGCAUUUUUUUUUGUUUGUUGAAACGCGAAAAGACUAUUUAAUUUCCCGUGGUCGUGAUAUGGGCUUUGGUGGCGCAGCCAUCAGAACAAGCGUCUCACCUCUGGUAUCGUGGGUCUGAUUCUUGCUGCGGACCCAUGACACUUAUGUGAAAAGAAUCAGUCUCUCUACCGGGAGUGCGUUUUCUUCUGGUGUUCUGGUUUCCUCCCACAGGCAAUGUUAUACAGGGCGGGUUGAAUCCCAAACUGACCCUUCCAUCGUAGCCGUGCUCCUUGAUCUGACAUGAAUCAUACAGUGGCAGCCUGAUGCGCCCGUAACAUAAAAUACCUUAUUUAGAAUAUUUCUUUAAAUAGCUGCAUAUGGAGAUACACUAUUAGUACCAUUCAUUUGGACGCCAUCGCCGUUGCCAUUAAUGGCCAAAUAUUUUAGAAGACAGAAACUUCAUCCGGAUUAUCAGGUAGUAGAGUCCAUCUGAUUGACUUUAUUGAAUUGACUUUAAUCAUUGGGGGUUUCCAGGGUUGAUAGUGUUGAUGUUAGGAACGGAAUACAAUUAACGUUGAUUCAAGCGGUAAGCGCUUUACUACUUAUGUACUAUUAUGUUGAUUAGCCAUUCACAAAGGAUGUCCGAGCCGAGGGGGGUUGGAAAAUCAGGACAAUCUCGGACAUAGGGGGGAGGGUUUUUUUAGCAAUCUGAAUGUCCGAAAUUUAAAAAAAUUCAAAAACAAAUUUCUUUUUCCUCUAUUUUGAACUCUCCUUCCUAUUGUGAAAUUGGCAUUUUGAACACUUCAUUAUAUUAUCUCAUUCUUCCCUUCAAUGAUGAAUUAAACAGUGUCAUACACAAGGUUGCGUGAGUUUUUGCGAGGCAUGGCGGAUGUCCGGGGGGGAGGGGUCACUAAUUCGGACAAUGCCGGACAAGGGGGGGGGGGUUCUGAAAAUCCAUCAUUUGGCCGGACAUCCUUUGUGAAUGGCCCCAAAUAUAUCACCAAAUUACGAUAUCGUAUUGAGAUUAAUGUGCUUUAUGUACUGUGUGUAGGUUGCACUGUGUAAAUUGAUAACCGAACUUUAUAUGUACCUCGGCCCGAUUGUUCAAAGGUGGGUUGGCGCUAACCCUCGGUUAAAAUUUAACCCACUGUUUUGGGAUUUGUAUUUCUGCAUUUCUGUUUAUUUCAAAACUUCAGAGAAAUAAACUCCUGUCGAUCCAGAUAAACUGAUAUCGAUCCAGUUUUCUAAAGAAACAUUUCCAAAUUUAUUGACAAACUGUCAGGAAGUUCACUUUGAAUUUUAGGUUAAGCUAAUCGACUUUCGAACAACUGGCCCCUGGUGACAUUUUGUCGCUAAAUAUUUCAAACAAUCCUGAACCGAUUAAGAGGUUCUCCUACAAUUCGGGUUUGGUCUAACGUACUAAUUUAACUCUCCGAAAUCUUGACUCCCCGAUAUAACUCUUCCUGUAAAACAUUCCUUCUAGUCAUACUCAUUUAAAAGCUACUCGACAUUUGAUAUGAGUCGAAAAAAUUUCACCCGAUCAAUUUCACUUUGCUACCAAUCCUAUGUUAGGAGUCGGCUCGAUCAAUAAGCCACGUGGUUCGUGAAAAUGUUUGACUUAACUACUUAGCUAGUCUGAUGUAUAUUGGAUCGUUUCCCCCAGUUUCCUCCUUAAGAGCGAGAUUGGAGACAUUCACGUUUACGGCAGAUCGUUAACUACAAACGGCAAACUUCAAAUCGUAUUUUGAGGUCAACUGUUAGCUUUUCGAAGUUAGGACAAUUUGUGCAUUAAAGUUGAAGAAUGAAUAAACUAAAAACUUGUGGAAACCUUCGAACACCUGUAGAACGUACCUUCAAAUGCGAUUUGAAGUUUGCCGUUUGUGGCCCACCGUAAACGUGAAUCUUAACCUCUCUAUUGCCCUUGUUAGAAAACAUCUAGCUCGGGCAGCAGUUUAGAAAUUAUAGAGCUAUCCAAUAUCUAUUGUGCUUUUAGGAAUUUCUAAAAUCUAACACAAGCAUCGUGGGUAUCUGGGAUGAUCAUGACUAUGGUAUGAAUGAUGGGGGAAAGGUAUAUUCAUCUUGCGCUUUAUAUGUGUUUCACUGUUACUGCACUUGUUAAUUUUAAGAUUUCCAAUAGUAUCCAAUAAUCUCAAAAAACACAAUGCGGCACAUUGAGGCUUUACGGGUUAAGAAGCGGCAACAACGAACGUGGGAAGAUAAGCUGGUUAGCCCGUUAACGCCCAAAACUUUCGGUUACUUUCCCCUUGACGAGUAAAAUCGUAUGGUUUCCAACAGUGACAGGGUACAAUUAACAAAGUGAUUAUGAUUAUGAUUAUUCACCUUACUCCCCAUCGGGGCUUUUCGCUGACCGAUUACAUCAAAUAUAACUCUUAGUUAUAUUACCUACUAAGCUUAGACUAUUUAUUCUUACAACAAUUGUGAUAUUACUUUCCUAACUAUGUUUAUCCUAACCCACCCUGUCAACUUUCCCUGCGGGAGGAAAUCACAGCGCCCGGAGAAAACCCACGACUUUCGGCAGAGCGUUGACAGACUCAUUUCACAUGAGUCAACAAAUGAGUCCAUAGCGGGAAUCGAACCCACGAUCUCAGAGUUGAAAGGCGCUUGCCCUGACAACUUCGCCCCCGAAAGGAUUGUCGCAGCUUAAUAGGUUAACCAGGGGAGUCUGGGUGAUAAAUCAAUGUCAAAAAUGUUUCCCUUAAAAGUAGUGCCCAUUGCGGCACAUUGUAACUAGAUUGUUUAAUACAUAGCUUAUAUUUUAUAAAUCUUGUUGCAGAUACGUAAGACAAUUCAACUGAUCCUGUUCGUUCGAUCUACUUUCAGAAUUUCGGGAAUAGGUUGCAGACUCAAGACGUUUUCUUAGAUUUUCUUGAUGAACCGCUGGACAGCGUGAGACGAAGGCGCGAAGGAAUGUACGUUUCUUAUACAUUUGGUCAUGGUGAUAAAGCUGUAAAGGUAAAUAAACACAGAUGAUUACGCCUAUAGGUGGUUAUCACAUUGUGUCAUCUCCACCAUGUUAGAGAAAUCUGACAAACGAUUUUCCUUGCGAUUCAAAUUUCAUCCAACAUGGCAGAAUUCUCCUUGUAUUUUGAACCCCUUGAGACGGAUUGCAACCCGCCUUUUAUUCUGAAACCUACUGGUUUGUAUCUGCAAGGCAAAGUUCAAUUGUUCUGGUAAUUAAUACCCAUGAUCAUGCCAAACGUUCCAGUGGUCAUAGGUAUAUCCAGCAUAGCACGGCAAGAAUUUCAAGUGUCCGGGAACUUGUACUUUAUCAUUUAUUGCAAUUGUUCUGACAGCUUUUCAAGUCAAUUGUAGUUGAUUAAGUAAAGUGUGGAUAUGAAUUGAUAAUGAUCAUUUUCAUCAGUUACCUAUCGAUAUACAUGCAUGGUUGCAAAACUUUGUUCACAAAGUUUAAAGGCCAAAUUCACUUUCAUCUCAUUUAAUAUCCUAUCCGGAUAUUCUAUCUAUCCCUAUCCCCUACCCUCAGCUGCCUCAGAUCCUCUGCCUAAGUUUACUGUUAGAGUUUCUUUUGUAGCUUAUUAUGCUAGACGUGCGAUCAUUCACCGUGUUUGGUACAAACUGUGAUAUGCUAGGAGAGGAACAAUGGAAAUGGCUCGAAGAACAGUUAGAUGAUCCAACUCCGGUCGCUUUUACGAUUGUUACCAGUGGUAUGCAGGUGAAAAUUGAACUUUCAUGCCUAUGCAAUUGCAGAAGAGAACGCUUAGAAAAGUAGAGAGCAUUAGACACAACCACUUCAUUAAGCAUGUUAAUGGGGACAGGUAGAACGUUCGCAGGUAUCCCUGCAUGUUUAUUUCAAUUCUCUCGAAUUUAUCAGGUUCCAGACAUUUUUCUUCCCGUCCGCCAAGCAAGAUUCCUGUUUCUACGACCGGGAUCCUGCCACGAGGGGACGGUUUUUCUCAUCUCUCGCCUAACCCAUCAAUAUUCAUUCUCAAUUAAUCGGCCACUGAUGUUGGUGAAUCCGUGUUUAUUGGUAAUAAUGAUAUAAACGAGCCUAAAACACUAAUCUUACGAAGAUCGCGUUGGCGGGAUCCCAGUAAUUUUCCAUUCCAUCUCAUAUAAAGAGAAAUUCAUAAAGGGAUGAAAAAUAUUUCGUCUCAUCAAAUGUUUCGUCCCGUUUACAUAAUCAUUUAAUCAUUUAAUAUCAAUACUUUAAUUAACAGAUUUUGUCAAAUGCUAUACGACUACUACAAAAUUGGGAAGACUGCCCACACAGUUACGAUAGGCUGAUUUGGUUAACACGACGUCGUGACAAGGUGAGCGAGUCCUUUGGAAGGAUAACAAUACUGUAAUCAUGUAAUUUAGUUGCAUGUGUGUAGAGAAGGAAGGAAAGUAACAUUUGUCAACUAUUCAAAGAGUGAGGCAUAAGUUGUAAAACGGUUAUAAGUUAAGAUCCGUUCGUUCCUCAUACCUGGAGUUGUUAUUAAAGAAAAAUUGAAAAUAAUGAAACGUUGUGCUUAUUCAAGCUCAAGACGUUCAAAAACAUUUUUGCGCAAUUAUUGAUAUAGCCUGCAUGGCAGGCAGUCCCUAAAAUCGGGCAAGACCGCCUGCCAUAGUGCCAUGCGGGCUAUCAUUGAUAUAGUCUGAAUUUCAGACAGCGACUCGUUCAGAUGUCCAACAUGUGGUGUGAUUUGUGCGCUCAUUACUCUCGCUGCUCUGUAUUCAUGGCAUCGUUAAAUAUGAUUCACCUACAGUGUAUCAUAAAUGGACCGACUAAAAUCGUAGGAUAUGCACGCUGCCGCCCGGCUUAAAUUAAAUCAUGCAUUCCAAUUUUAUUUUUUCCUAUUAAAUACAUGCAGGCAACAUAUCGUCAAAAAUAUUAAUUUUUCAUUUGAUGACUGUCGGUUGACCAACGUAUGAUAGUAGAGACCUUAAGAUUGACUUUUACGGCAAACCGCAAACAGCAAACUUCAAAAGUACUACAAAUUUUCGACAGCUAAGUAGCCAAUUCAUCCUUCAAUUUUAAUGCACAAAUUCGGACAGCUAACAGUUUACCCCAAAAUACAAUUUGAAGUUUGCCAUUUGUGGUUAGCGGUUGGCCAUCAAUGUCAGUCUUGAAGGGCCCUUUACACUUGCAAUUUUUGCUGAAAUUUCUAGUGCGAUUUUCUUCUCGUGAUGGAUGUGACGGAGUUAUAACUCAUCCUCUCGUUCACAUCAUCAGAAGAAGAAAACGCAGAAAAAAUUGCCUCUGCACCAACCUCGUACCCAGGAUCUUUCUGGGUACGAGGUUGCCUCUGCACUUCUCUGCAGGCACGGAUUUUGAAGCCGCAGGCCUAGAAAACAAAUUUUGUUAAACUUUUUCCUUGGCCUUUCCGGGCGUUGCCACCACGCCCCGGCCAAAGCAAGCAGCAGCACCCCCCCCCCAGAUAUUUAUCCACCCCACCCCAUCCCAAAACGAAAAUAUGAAAAUCCGUCUCUGCUUCUCUGCACUUGCAAUUUUCUUCUUCUGCUGGAUGUAAACAAGUGGAGAGUUAUGAAUAUUCAGAUGACGAGUGAUGACGACUCGAAAUAUACUCGAUACAUUCACAAUUCAUCCACUCAUUCUAAUGCUUAGUGAAACUGGUGCAUUUACAUUUGCAUUAUAGACAUUAACUUUUCUUUGUUAGGUAAUUUAUCUUAGUGGCGAUGUUCAUUUUGGGGAAACCUCUUGUCUCAAUAGUUCAUCGUCAGGUUUGUUGAAUUAAUCAAAUCUAUAUAGCCAUUGAAUAUUGAUGUGAGUGUUGUACUGUGGAUGUAUUGAACACGCUAUAAUUGUCGACUUUGUCGUAUUCUUUGGAAGCCAGUGGUUUUAUUUAAUAACUAAACUAAACUAAACUAAACUAAACUAAACUAAACUAAACUAAACUAAACUAAAAGCACUGAACUGAAGGUCCAGUCCCGUCUCUUAUUGGUCCAGUGUUAGUACAAAAGGUUUUUGCGUUGGUUGGUGGAUCAAAACCGGAAAUACUCUUUUCAUAUUCUAUUCAGGAGCGCCCGAGGGAGCACAUGAUGAUGAUGAACUAAGCAAAAUUAUGAUCACAUAACUGAAUAUUACCAGAAUAGAACCUGGGUCGAAGGAUGAAACCACUGUCCAACCAAUCAACGUUGUGUCCAUAUAAUGAUGGACUGUUUCUCAUUCUAGGCUAUCCGUUGUACGAGCUGACAUCCAGUAGUCUUUAUAUGACUUGUACUAUACCUUUCGUUACUUAUGAGCAGUGCGCAUGGUUAAUAAGGUAAUAUGGGCGGGAUUUCAUUUCAGUGAUAACAUUUCAUCAAACUUUGAUUGAGGCCACCUUAUGUUCAGAUAAAGCCUUGUAUCCAUUUGAUCGCAGCUGACCUGACCUAGUCAUGGUCACUGAUGUAAAAUAAUCUGGAUUUAUAGUGUCCCUGCUAAUAAGUUAUAACCACUGCAGAGAUAUUCGACAGUAUUAUAUUAAUACAUCUGAUACACUAUCAAAGAUUCUAAGAACAAGUACUGGUGAAAUGCCAUACAAGCAACGACUGUUAAAGUUGGAACUCUUACCACUCUCCUACGAUAGAGAGAUGAAAAAUCUCGUAUUUUUCUUCAAGGCGUUGUAUAUGGUUACGUCGAUCUUAACAUUAACAAUCGCGUCUCUUGUAUUCAACAUGAACGUACUUGACUCAGCCAAGCUACUGCCUACUGGUGUAAUGCUUCAAACUCCCAGAACUGCUACGUUUCAAUCUUCCUAUUUCAACCGUAUCAAACUGUGGAACAAUGCAUGUCAAGAUGUCAAUCCAGAUACAUUUUCUAGCCCUAUCUCUUUCCAAAACUUUCUUAAUUAAACGCAGAUAUUUAGAACUUCUACGCUCUAUUAUAUGGUGUUGAACUAUCCUGUACUUGGUCCUUGGUCCGUGACUGUCCCUGUCACAGAGAAUAGCAAAGAUAAAUGUGUGUUUUAAUAGUCUAUGUGUACUGUGUAUAUAUAUAUAAUUGUAUAAUAAUAUAAUUGGACAGCAGGUGCCUUGCAUGGGAACUUUUUGAAGAGUCGUACCUUGCCUUUUUUUGGAUCUAACUUUAAAAUGUCUGCGUUUUACUUUCUAAAUAUUCGCUUUUUUACAUGUUUGUAUGUAUAUUGAUCCAAAUAAAUUUGUUAAACAAAGUUUAUUCAAUCAUUAUGACGUCAUUUACCUGUUUCUGUGCUACUCUAUAGGAAUGUUGCAGGGAAUGAUUUCCGAAUUACGGAGCCAGUGGUUGAGAGAAACUUUGGUUUGGUAGAGAUAGAUUGGGAUUCCAACCCAGUAAGUUGACCUAAAACGUCAUUCGUAACUACUUCAUUAAUAAAUAAAUGGCAUAUUUGAUGCAUUACCGAAUUAAUGCUAUUUUGACAGGUCUGUCAAAACUUGAAGGGCUCCCAAGUCAAACAUGAUUGAUUGAGAAUGAAACUUUGCCGUUUUCCGGUCAUAACGCGUUAUUUAACGUAAGCCCAGCUAACCGCGGAACCAACCUGAGUGACAUCCGAAUGCCCUUUGUUAACGCAUGCGCAUAAAAUACAUUGUUUGGUCACUUAGCACUAGGUUGGAUCUCAGUCAACUGGGAUAAAAUUUCCAUUUGAAGGCUUUAUCCCACCUGACUGGUAUGGAUAUUUUUACCAAUAUUGUUGGAAAAUACAAACAAACAAAAAAACAUUAAUAACCCUAAACAGACACUAUUAAGGUCGUAAUACUACCGAUCUCGGGCAAAAAUAAUGAGACUUUUGAUAUUUCGUUCUUUUUCUGUGAUUACUCCCCCCCCCACCACCCCCUAUUCAAUGUUGAAAAACAUUUGUAUCGUUUGUCCAACAUUGUUUGUGGGGAGCAAUGACUUAGUUGUCUCAAUAAUUUUUGCACAAGAUUGUAUAUAGGUGCAGUGCAGGGCCGUAGCGACUAGCGAUCGGUGUGUGUGUGCCUGUGUGUGUGUGUGUGUGCUGGGGGGGGGGGUCACAAAUCGGGGAAGAAUUAGCAUUCCGUAUACGAUUUAGGUUAAUGGUGGUAUAAGUUUAUCAUCAGGGCCGAUACUAAAAUCUAAAUCAUUUGAGAGAAUAAAAAUCUAAUGUCCGGAAAAUUUUUUAUAUAUACUGAGUGUCCGGUUUUUUGUUGACUUCUCUUCCUCCUCCCCGUAGAUUUUUGUUGCCCCCCCUCCAAAGGAAGACUGCUCGCGACGGCCCUGGUACAGUUUAUUUAAUUACAACAAAAAUAUUUCCAAGAAGCUAUGUUUACAUAAUUUCGUCCCACUCAGGUGGGAUAAAAACAUCAGGUGGGAUAAAAUUACAGUCAUAUGAACACAUAAAUAAUUAAUCCCACUCAGGUGAGCUUCCUUGCAAACCGCGGGCUCAUAUGAAAAGGCCCUUACUACUUCUUUUUGUGUACUAUAGGUGAAAAUUAAGCUCCAGGUUUUUGGCGCCAAGGGCAGUAUUGUUUCCGAAGUUGUUACAGACUUUGAUCAUAUAACUAAGGUUUGUGUAUAACUACAUGUAUCUCGAUCCCCUUCCUAUAAGGCUAUAUAUUUUCAUUGUCAACCCUCUCCCAUAUAGUCAUGCUAGUUAACGUUAUUAUUAAUUGACUACCAACUAUUGUUGAUGAUCAGAAAUAAAAUUUUAAUGCUGUUUUACCUAUCGCUUAGCGAUUGACAGCUGAAAGUUGUCCUGAUGUCACGAGACCAGAAGCAUCGUUAACAAGAAUCUAUCUUUUCUGGGCAACGUUCGGAUUCAUUAUAGUUACAGCGUUCCUAGUUUUAGUUAGGUAAGUUAUUACUGCACGUGAUUUUGUAUUGUUUUAACCACUGUAACUGCAGUUUUAACCAUUGUUUAGUUUCUCUGCCAGUUUCUUUACUUCCUGUGGUUCUAAUUAUAUCCUGACAGAUGUUUUUUAUUUUCCAGUUCCAUUUACGUCAUCUUCAAGUUAUUCAUCUCACUCCUACGCUUUUUACUUGGAUAUAUAUGGAAACCUAGUCAAGUUUCAAAACUGAAACAAAAACGUUCUUAAUGACCAAAAAUGUUCUUUUUUACCAGAAUUUUUGUACCUUAGUCUAUUAUACAAACAUUUUAGUAUACAGGGUAAGUACAAAAACUUGGAAACUCUUGGAAGUUGCCUUUUUUUACAAGAACUAGAAUUCAAUAGAACUUUUUUUAAAUUGUCAAAAUAAUUGAGUAUACGAAGAGAAAUCAUUUCAUGAAAUAAAGUUUAAUUUGGGAG
Paramuricea clavata is the source of this 9471-nucleotide messenger RNA. Lineage: Eukaryota; Metazoa; Cnidaria; Anthozoa; Malacalcyonacea; Plexauridae. The record is from the annotation of a GenBank genome assembly.